Molecule: messenger RNA, 756 nt
Organism: Naegleria fowleri
Lineage: Eukaryota; Heterolobosea; Eutetramitea; Acrasida; Naegleriidae
Exons: 6
Coding region: 1-756 (251 amino acids)
Biological process (GO): protein secretion; regulation of exocytosis
Molecular function (GO): GTP binding; GTPase activity
Source: RefSeq, a predicted model, not a curated record
AUGGGACAACACUCUUCAUCUGAAAAGGGAGCUAUUGGUUCUGCCAUCAUGGUUGGAGAAGAUGAUGAUGCUCCAGAACAACAACAAUCAAAUCAAACAGUUACGAGUGGAAAACAAGGAGGAGCCACUACCUCCAGUGGAGGCUAUGUUUCCAAGAACAAAAUUAACGAAUCUAUUCAAAUUGUUUCUAUUGAGAAGGAUAAUGAAGAUGAAUAUGAUUUCUUGGUGAAGGUGGUGCUUGUGGGUGAUUAUGGUGUGGGUAAAACAAGUCUUGCAAAGAAAAUUUCUCAAAGAGGAUUCACCACACAGCAUCAACCAACGAUCGGAAUUGAUUUUGUUGUUUGCACAUUGGUUCUCAACACCAAAGAGACUGUUCGUCUUCAACUUUGGGACACUGCAGGUCAAGAAAAAUUUAAGGCUCUUGCUAGUUCGUUUUUCCGAGGUGCUGAUGGUAUAUUCAUAGUUGCUGAUGUUUCAGAGAAAUCAUCCUUUGAUAGAAUUCCAGGUUUUCUUGAAGAUGGAAAAAAGAAUUGCUCUUCAGAUGUUGAGUUUAUUUUUAUUGCAUCCAAGAUUGAUCUUCGUACGCAACAGUUAGGCGUAAUGACCGAACCAGAAACAAAGAAUGAAUUCAGAAAAUAUGAUGCCAAUAUUCCAAUUAUUGAAACAAGUGCUAAGGAAGAUAAAAAUGUUGAAAAAGCACUUUUAACAAUUAUUCAAAGAAUUUACAACAAGAAAAAGGAGGCAAAACAAAAUUAA